This is a messenger RNA of Raphanus sativus (radish), 1304 nucleotides long. Its product is annotated as beta carbonic anhydrase 5, chloroplastic. The coding region runs from base 98 to 1063 and encodes 321 amino acids. Gene Ontology annotation, biological process: carbon utilization. Gene Ontology annotation, molecular function: zinc ion binding; carbonate dehydratase activity. The transcript is spliced from 11 exons. NCBI's taxonomy places the organism in Eukaryota, Viridiplantae, Streptophyta, Magnoliopsida, Brassicales, Brassicaceae. The record is from RefSeq and is a predicted model, not a curated record.
GUUGAUAGUUUUCGGAAAGUCAUAGCCAUGCCAACAAAACCAGAGUGUUGGUAAACGGUCAACGCGUAUAUGGAGAUCUCCGUCUUUGUUGGAGAAGAUGAGAUCUAUAUGUUGUUGGAUCAGACAGCUGCAUUUCUCAUCGAUGGCAAUCGUUUCUUCAAUCAUGUCCACUUCAGUGGAUCCUUCUUCCUUAGGAGUCUGUGUUUUUCCCAAUACAUCGAAGAUCUUUGGUAACAAUGCAAAUCAGUUGCCGACCUAUCUUAGACUUUCUACCUCGUCAAGAAGACAUGCCAAGUUGAGACUAGCGGCUUCGAUUUCAAAGGUUCCACUUAAGAUUACACGUGAAGAAAAACACCAGGAUCAUGUGAAUUCACCAGAUAAAGGACAUGACGUGUUUGAAGAAAUCAAGCAUCGGUUCUUGACCUUUAAGAAAGACAAAUACAUGGAUAACUUGGAGAGGUUUCAGAGUCUAGCCAAGAGCCAAUCCCCGAAGUUUAUGGUGAUAGCUUGUGCAGAUUCAAGGGUUUGCCCUUCAGAAAUAUUGGGGUUCCAACCAGGAGAAGCAUUUACCGUUCGUAACAUUGCAAAUAUUGUACCCACUUACGAGAGUGGUCCAUCUGAAACGAAGGCCGCUCUUGAAUUUGCUGUAAAUUCUCUUCAAGUGGAGAACAUUCUUGUGGUCGGGCAUAGUCGCUGCGGAGGCAUCCGUGCAUUAAUGACCAUGGAUGAUGAUGAAACAGAAGAAGGCAUAGACUCAAGGAGUUUCAUUAAAAACUGGGUCAUUAUUGGGAAACCCGCAAGAUCAAUCUCGAAAUCAGCUGCUUCAGAACUCAGCUUUGAUCAACAGUGUCAGCAUUGUGAAAAGGAGUCUGUAAACUGCUCGCUGCGGAAUCUAUUGUCGUAUCCAUGGAUAGAAGAGAGAGUGAAGAAGGGGACUUUAACAAUCCAUGGUGGUUACUACGACUUCACUGAGUGCACGUUCGAGAAAUGGACGGUGGAUUAUAAGGAAAGAAGAUGCGUCGAGAGGUCACUCGCUGUUAAGGACCGGUCCAUCUGGAGUUGAACGAAUUUGGUAACCGAUCAGAGUAAAGCUUGAGUUUGGUUUCGUUUGGUUUCGUUUGGUUUUUGAGUUCUAAAUUUUCUGUUGGUUUGGUUUGGUUUGAUUCCAUUUUUAUACGCUUGUUUUUGUUUUCUUACGGUCUGUACCUUUCGCUUUACUAAUUUCACUUAACCAAAAAAUUAAUUAAAUAAACUGUUUGAAAAAAUCAUGAAACUUUGUCAAAUAUAUAGUUUUGUUUUGAUUU